Messenger RNA from Quercus robur (English oak), 426 nucleotides. RefSeq names its product TMV resistance protein N-like. The record is from RefSeq and is a predicted model, not a curated record. Gene Ontology annotation, biological process: defense response; signal transduction. NCBI's taxonomy places the organism in Eukaryota, Viridiplantae, Streptophyta, Magnoliopsida, Fagales, Fagaceae. Bases 1 to 426 code for a protein of 141 amino acids. The transcript has 3 exons.
AUGGGCUAUGGCGUCGCCCCUGUUGCUAAACAUGAAGAACGUAUCAAGAAGGAAGAGAAGUUGCAAUCGUGGAGAGCUGCUUUGACUCAAGUUGCCAAUCUCUCUGGAUGGGAUACACGGAAUAAGAAGGAGUCAACAAUUAUCGAAGAGAUUGCCAGAAAAUUAAUUGGUGACUUGCAUUAUUCAUACUCAGGUGUUCGUGAGGAUCACGUUGGAAUACAAUCUCAUGUGGAGGAAAUGGAGAAUUUAUAUUUAAGCAUGGGGUUGAAUGAUGUUCACUUUAUAGGGAUUUGGGGAAUGGGUGGAACCGGUAAAACAACUAUUGCACAAGUCCUAUAUGAUAGAGUCCAUUAUCAUUUUGCUGGCAGCAGUUUUCUUGCAAAUGUUAGAGAAAAAAGUCGAAAUGAUGGUCUAGUUAGUUUAUAG